Schistocerca cancellata (South American locust) is the source of this 4362-nucleotide messenger RNA. RefSeq lists its product as uncharacterized. The record is from RefSeq and is a predicted model, not a curated record. The coding region runs from base 483 to 1613 and encodes 376 amino acids. NCBI's taxonomy places the organism in Eukaryota, Metazoa, Arthropoda, Insecta, Orthoptera, Acrididae. The transcript has 8 exons.
AGCUGCGCGCAGUCAGUGCUCGGUUGGCGCUGUGGUCGUGCGGGCGCGCUCCGAACCACGCCGAGUGCCUCCUCUCCUCGAGAGCCCCGCCGCGCUCCCUUCCGAUCCCCCUGGGCCCUCCCCGACUCCCGCCACCCGAAGAACGCGCAGUGUGUCCGUCUCCCGCAUCCCGACUCCUCCGUGUUCGUGUGCUACUCUCGUGUGUUACUGCAACAAUAGUGUGUCUGCGAAACGACGCGGCAGCGACCGACUUCGGAAACCCGACGCUGCCGCGAUUUUCGAACGACAUCACAGUGUUGUCGCUGUCUUCCGAAGACAACGUCGGCCGUUGGAAACGUAAGGGAGGCGGCGGCCGUGCCGGCUGGACGCAGCCGGGCUCUGGGGGUUCCUGCGGACGCGCUACUAGAAGCUGCUCCACGAGGACCACCCGGGGCAGGUGACGAUGAAGCCUGCUCUGCUGACAAGUGUCGCCGCAGCGCGGCAUGGGAGAUGAGUGCGAGGUGUGCGCGGGGGCGGGUCCCGGCCCUCCGCCCCCGCAGUUCCUGGUGCCGCCACCACCGCGGCCGCCCUUCCUGCCGGACGACGAGCACUGCCUCCAGGAGGACCAACUGCCCUCCGACGUCUGUGAUGCCCUACCUGUGAUAGACGCGGAGCUGCACAGCGGCCCCGCGCUGCCGUCCCUGGCUGUGAUAGCGGUCAGCUCCGCCAUCCUGGCCGCCGUCGUCCUCAUCGCCGGCGUGCUCGUCUGGAAGUACAAGCGGAAACCGCCUGUUCUGAUGCCGUGCAAGCCAUCGGCGCAGGGCAUCGAUCCAGGGACCAUGGGCUACGACGACCUGCCCGGCGCUCACGUGGCGGCGAGGCAGAUGCGCGCAGCUGCGGCUCAGCACCCGCCGGAGAUGAUCGACAUGAAGCCGAAUGUUGUCUACCCAAAUGGCUAUAGGGGUCCUGAGGAGCCAACGGUAUUCAUCUGUUCAGAUCCGUACAGCAAAGAAGAACUGUACAACCCCGUCUACCAGGAGCUGUCGCCAGUGUCGACGGAGCGCGGAGAGUCUGACCUGGAGAGCGAAAUUCCGGUGUCGGAGGACGACUUCGCUGAGGACGAGCUGAGCCUGGGCGAGGUCGGUCCGCGCCGCCACCACCACCCGCAUGGUGCCCACCAGCACCAGCACCACCCCGCCCAGGGCCACCACGGGCGCGUUCCGCCCCCACCGCCCCCGCACAGGCGGGCGCCGCCGCCUCCACAUCCGGCUCUCGCCGCUGGCGUGCCGCCAGUGCCCUUCCACAACAGGCCGGACCACAGGCGCCACGGAGGCGGCGGCGGCGGGGGCGGCAGCGGCAGCGGCGCGGGCAGCGACUUCCACGAGGGCCUGCUGGUGGACGCGCUGCUGCAGCACCAGCAGCCGCUGACGCUGUCGGCGAGCCAGCACUACGCGUCGGCGCCCUGCUACCGCCUGGGCAAGCCGCCGCCGGAGGGCGCUCUCGCCGAGACCAGCUUCUCCACGUUCCGACCCCAGCACGCCACCAGCCACGACUCCGACUCUGGCUACAGCCACAACACGUCCAGCGGUCACCACGGACCCCGCAGCGCCACCGGCAGCCUCAAGAUGUCCUAGGAGCGCCCGCCACUGCUGCCCUCUGCCGCCUCUAGAGGGAAGCACAGUGGCCGUGGCGACCGAUACCCGAUACCGCUUCGAUACGGACGACUGAUCGACACGGGGCUCUUCAUGUCCCUCGACUUACGGACUUCAUCAAGAAGCAGUUUCGGGAGAACUAAGUUCCCUUCUCUAGUUGUUACGUCAGUUGUCAAGAUGAUUGUACGAACUUCGCCAGUCUAGUGAAUACCUGUACAGCGUCUGCUACCAAACAAUUGCAGGAGCACCAACGUCUUUCGAUGUUUCUGCGUCGAUAAUUUAUCACAGUGAUACUUCUGUGUCCUUAAAUGAAAUAAAACUUCCGCAAUAAUCACUUUUGUAUUACGAACGUACUGACCGCACACAUUUCAAGAAAACGUAUAACAAUAUCCUGCCUUAAUAAUGGAUCAUUUAUUAAUCAUUAUACUGUGUUUUAUCAGUUGAUUAUUUUUUACAAUCCUAAAAACGUUAAUUGUCUGAGCGCUACUAUUUGGUGGCUCAUUGCUUCACGUCUACUGUUCCGUGUAAGAGUAAGAAGGAAUGUCGUUACAUGCACCUUUGCAACUUUUCCCAACAGUGCAGCUCUGUGGUAAACGUGAGACUCUCGAUGAAAUUCCAGUUGCCUAGUGUACAACGAUACGUGUUACAUAAAAAAAAAUUAUGCUAAUUCAUAUCUUACAGAGCAGUGACCAUCGGUUUAAAACUAUAAUAUCCAAGGAGUUUGAUAGUUCUAAAGAGAGUACUCGUUUAAGUGCACAACGAAUGUCUGAUGCACUUUCAUAUGACAAGACCAAUGAAAAUCGCUAUUACUAUACAAUAAUUUGAAUUACUUUGUUUUUAAUGGGUUAGACCCGAUACUAAAAUCAUUCUUCAAAAUAUCGACCACAAUUAGAAACUCCAGAAAUAACGUGGUAACUUUUACACACAUAAAAAAGGUAUGUCUUUCUAGUCAGUAGCUGUGUGAUAUAACUUACUACUUUGAUUAAGCUGAGAGCAUCCUUAAUUUGUUCGCUGGAAGUCACAAUUUCUACUACAUUUACGUUAAUUAGUAAAAACAGGCGCAAUGUGUGUUCUACACUCAAAUGCUACAUAAGCCUUCACGGCACGGAUCCAUCAGUCAGAAACGUGUGUGGUAUUGAGUCUAUCACUGUAACACUGUAAGACUUUUUUAUGUUUAUCCUGGUUCCACUACAUAAUAGGUGGACAACUGUUAUGUAACGCUAUGUCUGUUUAUGUGUGUGUUAAUGUGAAAGUGUCAUGGUUUGACCUCGAAAUGCGAACGAUCUUACAUUCACUCACUUUCACAGAUACAACUUUCUGUGUACUGGCAGCAGCUACCAUAACUGUCACUGCGCCAAUACAAACAAAACAUAUUUCAGACACCGAAAUUGUGUCGUCCAAGUUCAAUGACGAGCUGAAGUACUGAAUUUUAAUAGUUUGGAUGCAUUGCCUGCGUUUCACAUAUCUGAGUAUGUAUAACGGCUACAAAAUCGGCUAAGUGAUCUGCGGUUACUGGCACAAUAUUGUUUAAGCAAUUGUCUCUUGUGCCUAGUAUUCAUAAGUGUCUCACUGCCAAAUAUACCGUUACAUGUGUUGUUGCAAUUCAACUAACGACUAUGAACCUAGAAUUAGUUGCUUUCCGCAAGGUGUUUUAUCCUUGGGGAACAUGAUUUAUUAUGUUGCCUGUAAAUAUAUGGGAAAUGUAAGUUUGGACAAUAUUAGGUAACGAACCGAGUGCACAAUUUCGAAAUGAGACAGAUAUAUCAAAUCGCAUUUGUGUCUUUUUUUCAAGAGAGACUUUAUCCAGAUAUUUGAAAAAACUCGAUAACGUAACGUCUUACUUCCCUCUUCCAGUUUCAAAUAGUUAGCAGCUAAGUUACGCUUUGGUUGCAUACCUUUGCGUAGAAAAAUCUUAACAGUCUAAAAUAGAAAGGGAGUAGUAAACACUGGAACUCUGACACUACCUCACGGCUAGAACGUUUCUCACAAUAGCUCGAGUCUUUUAGUUGCCAUUGCGCAAACACGGGCUUGCUUCUGUUUCUUCAGUAAUUCUGGCUUUCCAGAAAUUAAAUUGUCUCUUAUUAUGUGGUUUCAAGUUCUGUGGGGACCAGAAUCUCUCCUUUAAAACGGGUGACAAUUAAUGAGACAGGUGAUAACCUUCAAUCCGAACAAGCUGCGUAUUCUAUAAAAGCAUACUGUUUAUCCCAAUGGUAUUCCGUUACAAAAGAAUCCACAGUAAACCUCAAGAAUAAAUUAUUGUAGAAAAGCUUUGUUAUAGUUUUGACACAAACAUUUAAGUGCAGUUAGAUUCAAUGAACUUACCUGUUUCUUCUCGAGCUUAUCAUGUUAUAGCAAUACGAACUGUAUCAUUAGGCCACAUGUAAGGGAUAUAGCCAACAUAAGUAUUAAAUAAGCUCUGCGGUAAUUGUAAUCUGUGGAAAGAAAGAAAGAGUUUCAAAAUUUAAUUUUUCGAUAUGAUGCGUUAAAAUGAAAUUGAUAUUUUGGUAUUUCGAUAUUUCACCCAAAUUUAAGAAAGCGUCAUACGUAUUAAAGCAUUUAGUUGAAUAUCUUCGUAUACAUGUACAGACAAUUUAUCCCCGUAUAGAGAAUGUUUGUUAAGCUACAUACGAUAUUAUGCUAGUCAAAGAUAUGUAUUUUGGUAUGUGGUGUUUGUAAAGGUAAAGACCAAGGCUGACUGAGUGACUGCGAAAUAAAGAAACUGUUCUUGAUA